AUGACUUUCCACUUCAGCUAUGAGAAUGUGCCAUUGCUGUUUUCUGGACUUACAAUCAAUUCUCCUGGAGAAAUGGCUGGUGCUUUUGUGGCUGUCUUCUUCCUGGCCAUGUUUUAUGAAGGCCUUAAGAUUGCCCGGGAGUGUCUGCUCCGUAAAUCCCAAGUCAGCAUCCGCUAUAACUCCAUGCCAGUGCCAGGCCCCAAUGGCACAAUCCUGAUGGAGACACACAAAACCGUUGGACAGCAGAUGCUGAGCUUCCCUCACCUCCUGCAGACUGUGCUGCACAUCAUCCAGGUGGUGGUCAGCUACUUCCUGAUGCUGAUCUUCAUGACCUACAACGGGUACCUGUGCAUCGCCGUGGCAGCAGGCGCAGGCACCGGCUACUUCUUCUUCAGCUGGAAAAAGGCAGUGGUGGUGGAUAUCACAGAGCACUGCCACUAACCCUGGGGGCUGCCCAGAAGCCUCUCCACCCCACUGCUCCCCUGAAGUGCAGCCAUCACAAGGACUGGAUCAUUCCUAAGCU
Acanthisitta chloris (rifleman) is the source of this 523-nucleotide messenger RNA. It is a transcript of the gene SLC31A1, whose product is annotated as solute carrier family 31 (copper transporter), member 1. The transcript has 3 exons. Gene Ontology annotation, cellular component: membrane. The coding region runs from base 1 to 441 and encodes 146 amino acids. The record is from RefSeq and is a predicted model, not a curated record. Gene Ontology annotation, biological process: copper ion transmembrane transport. NCBI's taxonomy places the organism in Eukaryota, Metazoa, Chordata, Aves, Passeriformes, Acanthisittidae. Gene Ontology annotation, molecular function: copper ion transmembrane transporter activity.